AUGUUAGCGGGAUUUGGCCGAUUAUUUAUUGUUAUCACCACUAAUACAACAACGACGUUAAGUAGUAUGCGGCAAUGUGCAAUGAUACCGUGGAAUGUAUUGCAAAUAUGGGCAGAACCACUUUCUGCUAUGGUUCUUUUAAUCAUUAGCGUCGACCGAUUAGCUUCAUUAGUGAGUCCUCUUAAAUAUCGUAAAUAUGGACGUCAUUUUCAAAUUUUCCAGGUUUCUAUGGCCGUAUCAAUUGUCGCAUCGUUAGUUUUGCCUAGUUGGAUCCAUUCAUGGGGUGAAGUUGCUUUAGAACAUUCGCCAAUAUGUUGGACUGCAUCUGGCAUUGCACCGAAAUUCAACACCAUAUUCUUCCUAAUUCGAAUUAUUUGCUCAAGUGCAAGCGUUGUUGUUUAUGUUAUUCUUUGGAUAAUAUUUCGACAUUAUUUCUCAGAAAGAAUGACGAAUAAUUCAAAUUCGAAUUCCGCUUUAUAUCUGAGAAUGCAACGUCGAUUUACUGUAACAAUGGGUAUUUGGGGAAUUUUUACAAUGAUUUUAUACGUAUUACCAGUAAUAAUAACUUCUAUUACAAAUUCUCUACAAAUCGAAGCAUUAAAUGAAUUUGCUACUAUUCUUUUAACAUUUACUUCAAAUAUUAAUCCCGUCGUAGAUUUAAUCGUUCUAUUAUGGCGUCAAAAUGAUAUAAAUAGCGCAAUGGCUAAAAUUCUACCAUUUGUAAAAAUAUUUCGGCAUAAAUCAACUAUUGAUACGUCUCUAAAAUAA
Messenger RNA from Dracunculus medinensis (Guinea worm), 768 nucleotides. The record is from the annotation of a GenBank genome assembly. Lineage: Eukaryota; Metazoa; Nematoda; Chromadorea; Rhabditida; Dracunculidae.